CUCAGCGGGGAGCUGGCAGGGUGGCGCAGCCCAGGGAAAAAGGGGGUGCGACGGCCUGGGCGCUGCGCCCUGCCCGCAGCCGGCGGGCGGGGAGAAAGGAGGCGGCCUGGCGCAGCCCGCCGGGGGCUCCCCGGCCCGGCCCGGCCUGGCCCCCUCCCGCCGCCUCCCCCGCUUCCUCCCGGCCUCGCCCCGCCCCUGCCGCCGCCGCCGCUGCCGCUUGUUGAUGUUUCACUUUGUUUUAAUUCCCGGGUCGCAAGAUGGAGGCGGCGCUGGGACGGCGAGAGCUGCUGCUGUUGCUGCUGCCGCUGGCCGCCGCGCUGCUGGGCCCGGCCGCGCCGCUGCAGCUGGGCCAGGAAACAAUCAGAGUCAAUGUUAUGAUGUUGAAAACCAAUGGCGAAUUUCACAAAGGACAGGUUGUUUUUAAUAUCACCUAUGUGAAUGGACAGGUAUACCUAAAUGAUUUUCCUAUGAAAAGCGGGGUUGCCCACAUAACAUGUCAAACAGUAAUAUUGGAGAACGGAAACUUGGAUAACUUACCAGAUCAGCAGCGCCUGGGAACCGUCAGUGUUCGCAUCAUGGUUCAUGAGUGGCCUUUGGCAUCCAGUUCUGAUUUGCAGCUGAUUGUCAUUCAGGAAGAAGUGACAGAAAUUGAUGGAAAACAGGUUCAGCAGGAAGAAGUAACAGAAAUAGAUAUUUUAGUAAAGGACCUGAGAGUACUUAGACAUUCAAACUACACUGUCCCUUUGAAAGAGAGCAUGCUGUAUUCCAUCCCAAGAGACAAUGACAUGUUAUUUACACUUCCCAACCUCUCAGGAAAAGAUAUUCAAGAUCCACUGCAAACUACCAGUCAGUACCUCAUCCAGCAAGUAGAAACUACAGUAGAUGAAGAGACAUUACCUGGCAAGUUACCAGAAACCCCUCUUAGGAUAGAGCCUCCAUCUUCUUACAAGGUGAUGUGCCAGUGGGUGGAAGACUUAAGAAAAGGGUUGUGCAGAUUCUGGUUUCGAUCUUUACCUAUCUUCUUUAGUUUGAUGGAAGUCAUUGUAGUUGGAGUUGUUGGAGCAGCUCUUAUUCUCAAAGUCUUAAAGGUGAUUUUCCCUUCCUGUGAAAACAAAGGCAUCCUUCUCCUGGAUCAAGUCAGCUUUGUACCUGUGAUUACCAUCAGCUUGCCUUCAGAUCUUCCAGACAGGAAAAAUAAUUUUGAUGAGAAAGCAUGUACUUAAUACUGUGUUUACUUUGGAGUUACUGGUUUUUAAAAGCAAAUUUUUAGUUGACCUGAAAUUUGGCACUUGAUCUUAAUAACUUGUUUGUUUCCUACUAAGAAAACUAAGUCAGUUGAUUAAUUGGUAAAGGGACACUCAGGCCGAGGCCCAAAGCUGACUUCCCUGUGCCUCUCCGUAAACAUGCAGCCUUUUCAGAAGCUUCAAAAUAAAACAGCUUUCCACCCUGAGGGCUACCGUUGGUUUUAACUUCUGUGAAGUCACUUUUCCACACCUCGGACAGGAUGCUGGCUGCCUUCACGCCCAUAGAUAAACCAGGUCAGCUGUCCUGAAUAGCGAGAUGAUGAAAUUCAGGGUGUCCUGAAGUCUCCAGAUAGCAUCCUUCAGAAAAUGACAAAGGAGUAUCGCAAACAUCAGCUGUGCCUGCAAGCCUAAACAAAGCUGCCCAACCUGGUUUCAGGUCUCUUAGGGUUGAGUGUGCCUUGCAAGGAAAAUAUCACUACCAAACAUUUGUGUUACUCAAGUAAUUUGACAUUUUACGUAUGCAAAACAAAAAAGGCAGAUUUAUAUUUCAAGCACUUUACACUUUUAUGGCCCCUUCCACUCAUAAAAAUUGUUAGCACUUGUAAACAAUGUGCUUUUUGUAUCUAUCUGUGACAGCAGUACUAUGUGAAGUCUCCAGAGAGAAAAGAAAAUUCUACAGAAGUAUUGGCUUACUGUUGCUAAGUAGGCCUAGUCUGCCCAUGCUGAUUUGUACUCUUAACAUUUUUCAAAUAAACAUUUAAAUUGUUUA
This is a messenger RNA of Gymnogyps californianus (California condor), 2013 nucleotides long. It is a transcript of the gene GINM1, whose product is annotated as glycosylated integral membrane protein 1. Bases 258 to 1223 code for a protein of 321 amino acids. The record is from RefSeq and is a predicted model, not a curated record. The transcript has 8 exons. Lineage: Eukaryota; Metazoa; Chordata; Aves; Accipitriformes; Cathartidae.